Oreochromis aureus is the source of this 660-nucleotide messenger RNA. Its product is annotated as programmed cell death 1 ligand 1-like. The record is from RefSeq and is a predicted model, not a curated record. The transcript has 3 exons. Bases 55 to 660 code for a protein of 201 amino acids. NCBI's taxonomy places the organism in Eukaryota, Metazoa, Chordata, Actinopteri, Cichliformes, Cichlidae.
GGUGUCUCCACCUGAGAUUUUAGGUUUUGUGGAGCCUGUUAGCGCGGAGAGAUCAUGGCCAGGCUGAACCUGCUCCAUCAUGCACUCUUCUGGACUCUGAUGUGUCUCUUUUUUCUACGUUCUGCCUCUGAAGGGAUAAACACCACAGCUGGAAAGAACGUCACUCUGACAUGUCGAGCUCCAAACAACAACAACAUCAUAGUUGUAGAGUGGAGCAGAGCUGACCUGAAGGAUGAAUAUGUCCUUAUGUACCGGGACAGUCACUUAUAUGCAGAUGGUCAGCAUCCAUCUUUUAUGAACCGGGUGGAUCUGCAGGACAGACAGAUGAAGGAUGGAGACGUGUCUCUGAUUCUGAAGAAUGUGACAACUGCUGAUAAUGGAACAUAUGAGUGUCGCAUCUUCACGAGAGGAGCGAACUGGAGGAAGGGAGCUCAUCUGAAGACUCCCCCCAUCAGCAUCAUCUACCUGAGUGUUGUUGAUCCUCCAGGUCCAACAGGACAAGUCCCAACGGUUGAGGUCAUUAGAAGGCGUCAUGGACUCUUCGCUGGUCCAAUUUUUUUAUUGUCCCUGCUGGCUUUUUUGAUCUUCAGAAGACAUAAGAAGCACAAUCAGGAGUCAUAUCAGCCUCCAGCUGAAAAGCAGCCUUUCUGGAAUGUUUAA